AAGCAGGCUCGUAAAUUCAUCAGCAGCUCCAGCUCCAGCUGCUGCUGCUGCUGCCUCUGCGUCUUCCUGCUCUGUAGGCGUGCUGGCUGCUGGUUUGAGAUUCUGAUCCUGCUCCAGCUGUAGCUUGGACGCUGUGCAUGUUAGGAUCGAUUUGCUGGAUCAGAGUAUGCCUCUACCGAAGACUCUUGCGCAGACAUUUGCAUUUAGAAGCAAUGUAGCUGGGUCCGGUUUGAUGUCUCGGUUCGAUCGUCGUGCUUUGGCGCAUUCGUCCUGGACUGAGAUCGUCGUGCCUCUCACUUUCGAUCGCACCUUUUUGGCGAAGCGUAAAUUCUCAUUCUUGGCUCCUGGAAUUUCUGGAAUUAGCGUCUGGCCGAGGCAGAUUCCAGUCCAGCACGGCUGCAUACGCCGGCAAUUUUGCAGUAGUCGCUCUAUCAGAGCCAUUGGCAGGGGGCCGGAGGAGAAAGGAUCGGACCUGAUGCCCCCGGCAAAGAAGAUGCUAUGGGCGCCCAUAAUUCAAGAAGGUGUCUUCCGGUUCGAUGCCAAUGAGGGGGCAAAAAAGCAAGCCUGGCCCUCUGUGUCCUUCGUAAAUGGGCAGGAUCGAGAGUCGCCCAUCACGUUGACAGCCGAGGCCCACAUUCGGGAGCCCCUCUACAUCCCUCAGUGCAGGACGGACAAUGGCUCACAGACUAUCACUGUGAAACUGCCUGAAGGCACUUCAUUCUAUGGUACUGGUGAAGUUAGUGGGCCCCUUGAGAGAACCGGGAAAAGGGUCUUCGCUUGGAACACUGAUGCAUGGGGUUAUGGGCCCAGCACAACAGCAUUGUAUCAGUCACAUCCUUGGGUUCUUGCGCUCCUUCCAGAUGGAACUACUUUCGGCGUUUUAGCUGACACCACUCGCCGAGCUGAGAUCGAUACCCGAAAGGCGUCUACCAUCCGUUUUGUAGCAUCUGGAUCGUAUCCUGUCAUAACAUUUGGACCGUUUUCGUCCCCUGAAGCAGUCCUGACUGCUCUCUCCAAAGCUACAGGAACUUUGGCAAUGCCGCCAAAGUGGACGCUUGGGUAUCAACAGUGCAGGUGGAGUUAUGAAACUGCAGACCGAGUUGUAGAGAUUGCCACAACAUUUCGAGAAAAGAAGAUACCUUGUGACGUGAUAUGGAUGGACAUUGAUUACAUGAAUGCUUGGCGUUGUUUUACGUUCGACCCUGAAACGUUUCCUGAACCAGCCAAGCUCUCCGAUUUGCUGCAUGAGAAGGGUUUCAAGGGUGUGUGGAUGCUUGAUCCUGGCAUCAAGCAAGAACCAGGCUGGUCUGUAUAUGACUCUGGAACGGCUGAGGAUGUUUGGGUCCUUCAGGCGAACAAGAAACCUUACGCUGGUGAAGUGUGGCCUGGUCCAUGUUGUUUCCCAGAUUACACUCAAGCAAAAACUAGGAAAUGGUGGGGAGGGCUGGUAAAAGACUUUGUCAAGAUCGGUGUCGAUGGGAUUUGGAAUGACAUGAAUGAACCUGCAGUCUUUAAGAGUUUGUCAAAGACGAUGCCUGAUACAAACAUUCAUAGAGGAGACGAAGAUCUCGGUGGAAGCCAAAAUCACCAGCACUACCACAAUGUUUAUGGAAUGUUGAUGGCUAGAUCAACCUACGAAGGGAUGAUCCUUGCUAAUCCUGAGAAGAGGCCAUUUGUGUUGACCAGAGCAGGUCAUGUUGGAAGCCAAAGAUACGCUGCCACAUGGACCGGUGACAAUCUUUCAAGUUGGAUUCAUCUUGAAAUGAGUAUACCAAUGUCACUAAACUUGGGUUUAAGUGGACAACCAUUCUCCGGGCCUGAUAUUGGUGGGUUUGGUGGAAACGCUACACCUCAAAUGUUUGCGCGGUGGAUGGGUAUUGGGGCCAUGCUUCCAUUUGCACGUGGCCAUUCAGAGAAAGGGACUGUGGAUCAUGAACCCUGGGAAUUUGGGAAAGAGUGUGAAGACGUCUGCAGGCAGGCACUGUACAGGAGAUAUCGGAUACUGCCGCACCUAUAUACUCUAUUUUACAAGGCACAUACGACAGGAGUUCCGAUAAUGUCUCCUUUGUUCUUUGCUGAUCCUAAAGAUGAGAAACUUCGUAAGGUGGAAGACAGUUUUCUUCUGGGACCUCUCCUUGUUGCUGCAUGUACUAAGGCUGGCAAGAAACCUGAUCCAAAGAAGACUGUCCUACCUAGUGGGUUGUGGCAGCUCUUUGAUUUUGAUGACUCACAUCCGGAUUUACCGUUACUGUUCCUCAAGGGAGGAUCUAUCAUCCCGACUGGUCAGGUUUCACAGAACACUGGUGAUGUCAGUGAGAAUGAUCCCAUCACCCUCAUCAUAGCUCUUGAUGAAGAAGGAAAAGCAGAAGGGACACUCUACGAGGAUGAUGGAGAUAGUUUUGAAUAUAAAAAAGGACAGUUCUUGCUUACUCGUUACUCUGCUGCCCUGGUCUCCAGCUCCACCGGAGGUUCAAGUGGAAAAAAGAUCGUCAUCAAAAUCACCCAGUCGGAUGGUUAUCUUAGCAGGCCCAAGCGUCCUCUCAAAGUGCGCAUUUUGCUCGCAAAUAAAGCGGAGCUUGAGGGUGAAGGUGUCGAUGGCGAGGAAUUGACUGUCGACCUGCCUUCACGUUUCGACAUGGCCCAGAUCACGACUCUCAUCCAACAGCAGGAUCUGCCAAAGGAAGAUGAUGAGAAUAUUCCAGAUGAAGCCGAUCACGAGACCUCAGAGAGCCUUGCAGUUCCUCCAACGACUCUCCUGGAUCUGAAAAUUGGUGACUGGUCUCUAAAAGUGGCGCCCUGGAUUGGUGGUCGGAUUGUUUCUAUGAUCCACGAGCCCACAGAGACCGAAUGGCUGGAAGGAAAACUGGAGCAUGGAGCGUAUGAAGAGUACAGUGGGGUCGAAUAUCGAUCUCCUGGCUGUGUGGAGCAGUAUGAUGUCAAAAAGGAGCAGUCAGAUAUUGAAGGAACAGACGGAGUAGUUAUGGAAGGUGACAUUGGUGGAGGAUUGGUGAUGUGUCGUCAAAUUGGCGGCAAGGGAGCUGAUUCGAAAAUAGUACAGAUAAGCUCCUCAAUUGAGGCUAGAUCUGUUGGUGCUGGUUCAGGUGGAUUUUCUAGGUUGGUGUGUUUGCGGGUGCAUCCAUCUUUCAAAGUUGCCAACUAUGAACUGGCAUUGGUGAAGUUCACAUCCAUCAGUGGAGAAGCUCGAGAAAUAGUCCCGAAGCCCGGCGAUAUAAUGUUGACAGCAGACGACCGACCAAAUGGAGAGUGGGCAUUCUUAGACAAAGAGAACGGAGUGGCCAUCGUGAACAGAUUCAACCCAGAGCAGGUGUUCACGUGUGUAAUCCACUGGUCAGCAGGCAUUUGCAACUUGGAGCUUUGGUCUGAGGAGAGGCCCGUUUCCAAGGAAACACCUCUUCAGAUAUGCCAUGAAUAUGAGACUGUCAGUGAGCAGGAGCUGCUUCAGUCUCAGCCUUGAGCGUGGUGGGCUCCACGGUUUCCUGACUCUUGUUCUAUGGGAAGGUUUGAGAGCCGACCUGAUCGUUCUGCCCGGAUCAAGUUGUGUCGUGGUAUCAAGCCUGUCAAUUGUUGACGAGCUUGACUGUUAACAGGCUUGAGCAAAUAGCAUAAUUCUGUACAGCUGUACACCGUUGGAAUGUAAAUCAAGAAAUAUUCUUUGCAGUAAAAUUCUCAAAAUUCUAAAUUCUCAUCG
Molecule: messenger RNA, 3709 nt
Organism: Marchantia polymorpha subsp. ruderalis
Lineage: Eukaryota; Viridiplantae; Streptophyta; Marchantiopsida; Marchantiales; Marchantiaceae
Source: the annotation of a GenBank genome assembly